Molecule: messenger RNA, 1788 nt
Organism: Rhinocladiella mackenziei CBS 650.93
Lineage: Eukaryota; Fungi; Ascomycota; Eurotiomycetes; Chaetothyriales; Herpotrichiellaceae
Exons: 3
Coding region: 1-1788 (595 amino acids)
Molecular function (GO): catalytic activity
Source: RefSeq, a predicted model, not a curated record
AUGUCCAAUCAUGCAUAUGCCUGGAAUAAACCACAGUCGCGUCAAGGCCCCGCCAUCCCUUACAAAAAUGAAGCUGGCUCCAAUCCCGUACUUCGCGGAUUGGCAUUAGCGGCGGUAUCGACCGUUAUUGCGUCUUCCACCCACAUUCAGAGCGUCUUCUGGAAACUCAACGGAUUCGACAAGCUCAAAGAAAUCGAAGGGCUCGACAAAUAUGAACCUCGACAUGAUCCCACCGUCGUACCCAUACCAGCGCAGUCUGAGAUUCCAGCUUCUCUGGCAGAUCUACGGCCUCCUCCUCCGCGAGCUUCCCCGACCAACUACUACACUUGCGCAGACUUCCACGAAAUAUACAAGUCCGGCAAACUUACUCCAACCGACGUCGUUGAGUACCUCCUGCCUCUAAUUCGCCGCGACAUUCAACCUGCCGGUCUAUACUCUGUUGCUUUCAUCGAUUCCAAGGUACACAUUAUACGGGCGGCGGCAAAGGCGUCCACAGAAAGAUAUCAGGCGGGAAAGCCGUUGAGUGUUCUGGACGGAGUCCCCCUGGCGGUUAAAGAUGAGGUGGAUCUCACAGGAUAUAAAAGGACCCUGGGGAGUCAACUCGAUUUCACAGACGAAGAGGACCGCACAGCCUGGUGCGUACAAAAAUGGCAGGAGGCCGGUGCCGUGAUAAUCGGGAAGACCAACAUGCACGAGAUCGGUCUGGACGCCUCCAACAAUAAUGUGACUUGGGGUACUCCGUUGAAUCCUCACAACAACGGCUAUUACACUGGUGGGAGCUCAGGGGGUUCCGCCUUUGUUGUUGCCGCCGGCAUCUGUCCGAUCGCUCUGGGAGUGGAUGGCGGCGGUUCGAUUCGACUGCCGGCGGCUUUUUGUGGUAUUUAUGGUCUCAAGACCACCCAUGGCCGAGUUUCUGCUCGGGUCGGGCAUGAAUGGACCGACAGCGUCGUGGUCAAUGGUCCUAUGGCAAGCAGUAUUGAUGAUCUCGCCCUGGGAUACAGAAUCAUGGCUCAGCCCGACUCUCUCUCCAGACGGAGCUCCAAAUUCCCCAAUCCCUUGGUCAAGGAGCCUUCGAUAUCGGCCAAGGUUCAGGGCAAAAAGUAUCUGGGAAUUGACCGAGACUGGAUGAACCGAUCUGACCCUGUUGUACUUGACAUGUUCAACGCUGCCGUCGACCAUUAUGUGAAAACCCAGGGUUAUGACGUCGUUGACAUCCAAAUUCCUCUUCUUCCGGAGGCCCAAAAAGCCCACGCGCUGACUAUUCUGUCCGAAAUGCGCAGCAAGGUCACGAAGGCUAAGAUUUCUAAGCUGUCAUGGCACAAUCAGCUUCUGCUCAAUGUCGCUGGAGGCCAUGCGACCGCGCAGGAUUUCCUCUUCUCUCAGAAACUACGGAAUCUCCUAAUGUGUCAUCUUGCGUGGCUAUGGGAGGAAUACCCUGGUCUUCUAGUGAUAUCACCCACAACACCUUGUGCUGGAUGGAAGAUCGGCAAGCCCAGCGAUAUAACCAGCGGUUAUGGUGUGAGUGAUGGAGAUAUGACCUUGAAGACCAUGGAGUAUGUCUAUUUGGCAAACUUUGUGGGCACUCCAGCCAUCAGCUGCCCAAUGGGCUACACAGAGGAGAAUGUCCCAGUCGGCCUCAUGGCGAUGGGUGAAUGGGGCAGUGAAGAGCAAUUGAUUGCGUUUGGCAAGGACGGCGAGUCGUUGCUGGCGGGUAAAGGUGGGGUCCGACGACCAAAAGCCGACAAAAUGUGGAUUGAUGUGCUUGCUGAAACGAAAGCCGGUCAAUGA